AUGAUGACCAUGACAAAUGGACAUACAUUUUCGGUGAUAAAACCGCCACCAUCACCAACCACACCAACCACAACCCUAUCACGAUCCUCCAAUAAUAAUGAUGUUAAACCUUAUCCAUGUCCAGAAUGUCAUCAAACUUUCUCUCGUCCACAUAACCUCAAAUCUCAUCUCACCACCCAUUCCUCAGAACGUCCCUUCCAGUGCGAUGUCUGUAAUCAUCAUUUUAGAAGGCAUCAUGAUUUAAAGCGCCACCAAAAGUUACAUACAGGGGAACGUCCCUAUGUCUGCAAAGAUUGUUAUCGUUCAUUCGCAAGACUGGAUGCAUUAAAUCGUCAUCGUCGUGCGGAGGGUGGCACAGCUUGCAGUGCCGUGCAUCAACAAGUGAAACAAGAGUUACAAGUAAAAUCAGCCACCACCACCACCACCACUACCACUACCAACACUACAACAUCAUCCAAUUCCUCCACUUCCUCGCCACCCCCACAACAGUCAUCCCAACAACAACAACAACAGCAACACAUACAGCAGCAGCAGCAGCAGCCCAUACAACAACAACAACAACAACAAAAGUCUCCACAGCAGGGGGGGAGACCAGUGAUUCCCCAGCUCCACAUCCCCCAUCCUGCGUCACACUUGUACCCAAAAGAAAGCAACUUUCAAAACUCACCUAUACCUCCACCUUCAUCACAACUGGGACAAUUAUUGCCUUCACCGAGUGCCCUUUCCUCUUUACCCAUUGCAACCAAUAAUAAUCUGACACCCAUUUAUACACCUUCGUCACCACCGUCGUCGUCGUCGGCGGCGUCCUCAUCGCAACCAACACAACAACAAAAGAAAAGUAAAAGUAGUAGUGGUACAACGGGUAAAUCACCACUGUAUCAUCAUCCAUAUCAACAAUGGUCACCUUAUUCACGUAAUGAACGACCUACUUUACCACCUCUUUCUGCCUCACCGCCACCCCCCAAUUAUCACCAUCAUGCCAGCCCCAAAGGGGGUAACACCAUGGACCGACUGAUGCAAGAAAAUGAUGAAUUAAAACGAGAUAUUAAUCAGAUCCGAUCCAUGGCACAAAAGGAAGCCGCUUCACUUAAAUCACGUCUCCAUGAUCUUGAAGUCGAAAAUAAAGUAUUAAGAUCAUUAAUUCAUAAUCCAAAGAAUAGUGAAACCAAAAGUUCAUGCUCAUUCGCUUAAUAAUAAUAAUAAAAAAAAAUCUUACUUUUCCCCUAAUAAAACCAAAAAAUAAAAAAAAAAUC
Messenger RNA from Mucor mucedo, 1253 nucleotides. RefSeq lists its product as uncharacterized. Gene Ontology annotation, biological process: regulation of transcription by RNA polymerase II. Gene Ontology annotation, molecular function: DNA-binding transcription factor activity, RNA polymerase II-specific; RNA polymerase II cis-regulatory region sequence-specific DNA binding. The transcript has 4 exons. Gene Ontology annotation, cellular component: nucleus. Lineage: Eukaryota; Fungi; Mucoromycota; Mucoromycetes; Mucorales; Mucoraceae. The record is from RefSeq and is a predicted model, not a curated record. Bases 1 to 1191 code for a protein of 396 amino acids.